This is a messenger RNA of Adineta steineri, 849 nucleotides long. NCBI's taxonomy places the organism in Eukaryota, Metazoa, Rotifera, Eurotatoria, Adinetida, Adinetidae. The record is from the annotation of a GenBank genome assembly.
AUGAGUUAUAUAGGUAUUGUGAAUGUCAUUUCAAUCAUUGUUCUUGUAUUUACUAUUAUAUUGGCGUUAAUUUAUUUAAUUCCAAUUAUAUUUCUUCGUCGUUUUCAUACUGUCAAUAAUAUAAUCACUGUUAAUCUUUGUUUCGCUGCACUGUGUUGUGCUAUGUUCUGGACUUUUCUUAUUAUUAUGGAAAUAUUUUAUGCUAAUAGUUCAUAUAAUGGUAAAGUAUGUAUUGUUGCAACCUAUUUUGAAAUGAUGUGCAAUCUACAAGUAUCACUUGCUAUAGUUGGAGCAUCAGUUAAUCGUCUGUGUUCAAUAGUGUAUCAUACAAAACCCUUUUUAAGAACAAAAAAAUGGACAAUAAUAUUUGUUAUGGGUCAAUGGGCAGUUGGUAUCAUUCUUUCAUUACCAGAUCUUCCAUUUAAUGAUUCAAGUUGUGAUGAUCAAUUAUGGAAAGCAAUUUAUAAAUUUAUAAUUAUUGUAAUUAUUCCAUCAAUAAUAUGCUUGAUGAAUAAUAUAAUGAUUUUCAAGUAUGUUCGUUCUUCAACAAAUCGUGUUCAAACAUCAUUAGAAAAUGCAAAGAAUACUGCACACCAACGUCAACAUCUUAGUCGUCGUGAUUUACAUUUACUUCGACAUAUGAUUGUGAUGUUUUGUAUAAUUAUUUUAGGAUGGAGUCCAAUUUAUUUAUACUCAGCAAUCAUUUAUGAUACCACUUUUAGUUCGAUAAUCGGUCCAGUGUUUAUUUUAUUAGCUAUAUUAUCUUUAUUAGCUGUUAUAAGUAAUCUAUAUUUAUAUAAUCAUGAACUACGACGAUAUUUUCGUGAGAAGAUAUUUCAUCGUCAUUGA